Molecule: messenger RNA, 320 nt
Organism: Racocetra fulgida
Lineage: Eukaryota; Fungi; Glomeromycota; Glomeromycetes; Diversisporales; Gigasporaceae
Source: the annotation of a GenBank genome assembly
AUGUCUUCAUUAGGACAUUUUGCUUCAAAUUAUGACCUUGCUUUCUUCUGUAUAUUUGUUAUUCGUUAUGUUGCUUUAUUCAUUGCUAGUAUGGUAUCAUUGGUUCGUGCUUUUCAAAUUACUUUGGACCAAGAAGAUGCUGAAAAUGACCAAAGUCUUCUUGAGAAUUCCUCGUCUUAUGGCACUUUUCCUUCAGCUGAAGGUGAUAAUACUUCACCUGCGCAAAGUAGUCAACCAAAGAAGAGUGCAGUUACUGAUUUUUAUGAAAAAAUGCUACGCCUUCUUCCUUUCUUAUGGCCAAAUAAAAAACCUUUUCUCCA